Polypterus senegalus (gray bichir) is the source of this 4101-nucleotide messenger RNA. It is a transcript of the gene tcf7l2, whose product is annotated as transcription factor 7 like 2. The record is from RefSeq and is a predicted model, not a curated record. Gene Ontology annotation, biological process: regulation of transcription by RNA polymerase II; canonical Wnt signaling pathway. NCBI's taxonomy places the organism in Eukaryota, Metazoa, Chordata, Cladistia, Polypteriformes, Polypteridae. The transcript has 15 exons. Gene Ontology annotation, molecular function: RNA polymerase II cis-regulatory region sequence-specific DNA binding; DNA-binding transcription factor activity, RNA polymerase II-specific. Gene Ontology annotation, cellular component: catenin-TCF7L2 complex; beta-catenin-TCF complex. Bases 581 to 2455 code for a protein of 624 amino acids.
CGACUGUUUUAGAAGAAACUUGUUUCGAACAAAUUGAAGCUCACAAGCAAACAGAACACCAUCGUCCGGAGUGUUUUUAUUUUAUUUAUCUUGCUUCUUUCUUUCCUCCAGCCGUGUUUUAUUUUUCCCCCUUUUACUUUCCUGUCCUGCUCUAUUUAUGAAAACGUCACUUCUAGUCCCUCCCUGUUUGAAUCUCAUUAGUUUCUUGUGUGUUUCUCCCUGUCAAUAAUCCCGAAUCCAGACUCUCUCUAUUUCCAUCCCUCUCUAUCUGUCAAUCAGCGCCGCCUUUGAACUGAAAACCACUCCGACCAACUUCAACUCACUCAAUCCGGGCGGCUCGGCUCCAUCUCCGGCUUCUUUUUCUGCCAAGAGUCCCUUCUUUUUUUCUUCUUCUAGUUUACACAACCCUACAAGCCCUUGGAAAAAGGCUAUUACAGAGCCCAAAGUUUUUUUUGCUUGUUCUUUUUUUUUUAAACUUGUAUUACGGAUACAGGAACACAGAUCAGAACAAGGGUUUCAAAAAGAAAAAAAACAAACUUUGUGUUUCUUCUUCUUCUGCCCCCCAAAAUUGCUCGGAAAAAUGCCGCAGCUGAACGGCGGUGGCGGGGACGAUCUGGGGGCGAAUGAUGAAAUGAUCUCCUUCAAAGACGAAGGGGAGCAAGAGGAAAAAAUUUCGGAGAACUCUUCCGCAGAAAGGGAUUUAGCAGAUGUCAAAUCUUCGCUUGUAAAUGAAUCAGAAACUAAUCAGAAUAGCUCUUCAGAUUCAGAGGCGGAAAGACGGCCUCCGCCUAGAUCAGAAACUUUCAGAGACAAAUCAAGAGAAAGUUUAGAAGAGGCUGCGAAAAGGCAAGAUGGAGGUUUGUUUAAGAGCCCACCAUACCCGGGUUAUCCAUUUAUAAUGAUCCCCGAUCUUACGAGCCCUUACCUUCCUAAUGGAUCACUUUCACCAACUGCACGAACUUACCUCCAGAUGAAAUGGCCCUUACUUGAUGUACAGGCAGGAGGUCUACAAAGUAGGCAAGCACUUAAAGAUGCCAGGUCCCCUUCUCCAGCACAUAUCGUUGGCCCCUUCUGCUUGGAAUUCCCGGGACAGGGAGAUCUGAGUCUUCACCAAUUUCAGUUGUCUAACAAAGUUCCCGUUGUGCAGCACCCUCAUCAUGUUCAUCCUCUUACGCCUCUGAUCACGUACAGCAAUGAACACUUCACACCGGGAAACCCUCCUCCACACUUACAAGCGGAUGUGGAUCCUAAAACAGGCAUUCCCCGUCCUCCUCAUCCUCCUGAUAUCUCUCCAUAUUAUCCAUUGUCUCCAGGAACUGUGGGGCAAAUACCCCAUCCGCUAGGAUGGUUAGUACCACAGCAAGGUCAACCAGUUUAUCCAAUCACAACAGGAGGAUUUAGGCAUCCAUAUCCAACUGCCCUCACGGUCAAUGCUUCCAUGUCAAGUUUUCUCACCUCUAGGUUUCCCCCACACAUGGUCCCGCCACACCAUAGUUUACACACAACGGGGAUUCCUCACCCAGCUAUAGUCACACCCACCGUCAAACAGGAGUCUUCCCAAAGUGACAUUGGGUCCCUCAAUAACUCAAAACACCAGGAUUCUAAAAAGGAAGAAGAGAAGAAGAAGCAACCUCACAUAAAAAAGCCUUUGAAUGCAUUUAUGUUGUAUAUGAAGGAAAUGAGAGCAAAAGUAGUAGCAGAGUGUACGUUGAAGGAAAGUGCAGCUAUCAAUCAGAUCCUUGGCCGGAGGUGGCAUGCAUUGUCUAGAGAAGAACAAGCUAAAUAUUAUGAACUGGCAAGAAAAGAGCGACAACUGCAUAUGCAGCUUUACCCGGGUUGGUCAGCACGUGACAACUAUGUAUUUCAAAAUAAAAAGGGAAAAAAAAAGAAGCGAAAAAGGGAUAAGCAACAGGGAGAGACCAAUGAACACAGAGAAUAUUUUCCAAAUCCUUGCCUUUCACUUCCUCCGAUUACAGAUGCAAAUACUCCAAAGAAGUGCCGUGCAUUGUUCGGACUUGACCAACAGAGUUUAUGGUGCAAACCAUGCAGGAGAAAAAAAAAGUGCAUUCGCUACAUACAAGGUGAAGGUAGCUGCGCCAGCCCACCCUCUUCAGAUGGAAGCUUAUUAGACUCUCCUCCGUGUUCUCCGUCUAUGCUAGCCUCACCCUCAAAAGACUCAAAAUCACAGACUGAACAAAUGCAACCUCUCUCACUGACUAUGAAACCAGACCCUUUGGCACACCUUUCAAUGCCACCCUCAUUAGUACUCCUGGACAGCCCAGCUGGCAAAUGUGGCACACAAAAUGGGACACUGGACCACCCAACCAUCUCAUCACAACAGACUGCAUCCUCCUCUUCACUGGCAAGACCUUCAACAUCUUUGUUGCAUUCCCAUAAUACCAUCACUGGAACUCAACCCCAGCCUCUUUCGCUUGUAACCAAGUCUAUAGAUUAGCUUACAAAUUUAAUGUUCUUUUUGUUAAUUUUAUAUAAAUAUAUAUUUUUUGUUUUUGUGUUAAUUAUGUCUUUUAAAUUAGUACAGUGUUUGUCAAGUUCAUUGGUCAAUAUUUGACCCAUCAUUAUUUCAAUUGUAGAGAAAAAGAAACUUGCAGAUUAUGAGCUUUGUGGUUCUGCCAAUUUUUGUUUUUAAUUAACAGCCUUUUAUGUGUGAAAGAUGGAAAAAAAAUCACAAAAAUAUUAUAUUUCCAAUAGGUGAACUAUUGAAAGACUGAAAUGUAUCUUUUUGAAAAGCUGUUAUAACAUUGCCUCCCCUCUUUUUCAUUUUUUUUUUUUUUUUUUUUUUUUUCUGGAAGGAGUUGGUUCUUCUUCAUUAUUUGUAUUAAAUACGAGCUUGCGAAUCAAUCAUACAUAUUACAUCUGUUAAACUUUGAGAGCACGGUGAAUGCAGUGCCACUUCAACAAUUGUGCGGAACAACUUUUAUUGUGAUGUUACUUGUUAUUGUUUAAAUGUACAGAAAUAUUUGGGGGAGAUACUGUGUUAAUAUGCAUUGUUCCAUGGCGUUGUAUUUGGGGUAUUGGGACUGGACUUAGUGGGUUUGGGGUUGGGAGUGGGAGGCCUGGGGUUUUGACACAAAUCUUUACAACGCUAUAGAACCAGUAGUAUUUAUUGCUUUAGAAAUUGCUUGUUGUAUCAUGUAUGUUGUCCCUUUUUAAAUAUGUUCUUUUUGUUAUUUUGUUUCCUGAAAACAUUGUAUAAAGAUUUUUUUCUUAGCAUAAAGCAACUUAUAUAUGGGUCAUUUGUACAAUAAUUUUAAAUUUUUUUUCCUUACAAAACACGUUCACCGCCAAAUGGACGGAAUACAGUUCUUUUUAAAGGAGAGAUAUGCUCAACGUUAUUCUAUGAAACAAAAAGCCAUUUUACAAAAGGAAACUUGAAUGCGCCAAGGGGGAAAGUGAUUUUAAGAGUAAAAAAUGACUAAUACCCUACUUUUACUCUACAGUUGGGUCUGUAGCAGACUGUAGACUUGCAUAUAAAUUUCUGUGCCAAACUUUUCUUCUCCCUAUGUUAUAGCAGUAAUUUUUUUAAUCAUAUUUUGCUGUGACGUUACAUAGAUUGCUAUGUAUGUAGAAUAAAUGUUGCUAUGACAGAUGUGUUUGGUAGCAGAUUGUCAAAUAAAAAAUAAAGAUAAAAAAGAAAGACAUAUACACCCCCUUCUGGGCCAAAUUAUAAAUAUGAGGGUAUUAAGUAAAUUAAGACAUGAAAUGAAAAAAAAAAAAACUGCCACUAUACAGUACACUACUAAGCAUAGGUAGAGCUAAAAACAGGCAUGUUGAUGUUGCAAAAGGCUGUACAAAGUUACCAGAAAAUCAUCCAUUUGGUGCCAUAGUAGUUGACAUGACGCGACUGUAACCCGUCUCGGUUUUUCUCUGGUUUACUAAGAUGCUAAUGUUGACAUUUUUGUGAAUAGUUUGAAUGUUUCCUAACGGCUGUGAUGUUCCUGUUCUAUUUUAUGCUCUUAUUCUUUUUUUUUUUUUCCAUUUCAAUGGUUUAAAAAACAUUUUUGUAAUGAAUAAAUGUUCAUGCUGUACAGUAUCUGUAGCAUGCAGUUCUGGAUUAAUAAAAGCAAUUUAGUAUGUGCA